This is a messenger RNA of Hemisphaericaspora subhashii, 693 nucleotides long. RefSeq lists its product as uncharacterized. The record is from RefSeq and is a predicted model, not a curated record. Gene Ontology annotation, cellular component: cytosol. NCBI's taxonomy places the organism in Eukaryota, Fungi, Ascomycota, Pichiomycetes, Serinales, Debaryomycetaceae. Bases 1 to 693 code for a protein of 230 amino acids. The transcript has a single exon.
AUGUCAAUUAUUGAUAAACUCUUAGAGAAACAUUCUGAUUUGUUCACCGAAUCAAUUACUCAUCCAUUAACUAAUGAAUUAUGUGAUGGGACUUUAGCUGAUUAUCGAUUAUUCACAUACUUAACUCAAGAUUUAAAAUUCUUUCAAAUUGGUCUUAACUUAUUAGGUAAAACACUUUCAUUAUGUGAUAAUCCAGAAGCAGCAAUUACUUUAGCUAAACAAAUCGGAUUUCUUUCAAACGAUGAAAAUGAUUAUUUUUUUAAGGCAUUGUCUGAAAUCAAAGAAACUAAUUUACAAGAAGUCCAAUCAAAGGCAAGUAAAAUGUUGGGUGAUGAUCCAAUUACAUUACCCGAAGUUAACAAUUAUAUCAAUUUAUUGAAAUAUCUUACUUUUGAAAGUGAUUCAUAUAUUGAAUUAAUUACUUUCACUUAUGUUAUGGAAAAAGUCUACCUCGGUUGGGCACAAUAUAAUAUUGAUAAGAACUUGAUUCCCCGGGAUUUAGGUUAUAAACAUCAAGAAUGGAUCAAUUUACAUAGUGGAGAAGCAUUUACCAAUUGGGUAGAAUUCUUAAAAGGGGAAGUUGAAAGAGUUGUUAAAACCCCGGAGGAUGAAGAAUUAUGUGAAGAGACAUUUGUCAAAUCUAUGCAACAAGAAGUCUCAUUCUUUAAAGACUGUUACGAUUAUCAAGAAUAG